AUGGGAGACACCAUGCCUAACUUGGAAGAAGUCUAUCUUGCUGGCAACAAAUUCUAUGGAACCAUCCCUAUUUCAUUUCCCAAUGCCUCGAAGCUUCAAAUUUUUGAGGUUUCACAAAACCAUUUCAUAGGUAAAAUUCCAGACAAUAUUGGAAAGCUAAAACAUCUUUUCUACUUGAAUCUUGAGUUGAAUCUUCUUGGAAAAAUCACACCUUCUUUGGCUUCAUUGAAAAGCAUUAAGCAUUUAGAUAUUUCAAACAACAAGUUGACUGGAGAGAUACCGAGAGAACUCCAAAAGGUUUCUCUCUUGAAAUAUUUAAACCUUUCUUUCAAUGAUCCAGAAGGAUCUCUUAUAGAUAUUUGCACCGAGCAACUCAAGGCUUCAAUGAAACAAAUUUUAUUGGUUCGGGAAGCUUUGGCUCUGUUUACAAAGGAAGAUGGUGGAGGGAGAAAUAAUGUUCUGAGUGUUCUUCAAAGGUUAAACAUUACAAUUGAUGUAGCUUCAGGGUUGUACUAUCUACACAAUGAUUGUGAGCCUCCUAUUAUUCAUUGUGAUCUAAAGCCAAGUAACAUUCUUCUUGACAAAGACUUAAUUGCUAAUGUUGGAGAUUUUGGGUUAGGAAGACUUUAUUCACGAACAAUUGAAGAUUCAUCACAAAAGAGUAGCACCCUCGGGUUAAAGGGGUCCAUUGGCUGUAUUGCACCAAAAUAUGGAACAGGAGGGAAUCCAUCAAUUUGCGGAGAUAUAUAUAGUUAUGGAAUCUUUUUAUUGAAAAUGUUCACUGCAAAAAGACCUACAUAUGACUUUUCUGGUGAUGAUUGUAGUAGUCUUUGUGAAUAUUUUGAGGCAGCAUUGCCAGAUGAUGUGAUGAGGAUUGUAGACCCGUUACUUCUAGUAUGCCAAGAAACAACCAUGGAAUAA
Molecule: messenger RNA, 921 nt
Organism: Ipomoea triloba (trilobed morning glory)
Lineage: Eukaryota; Viridiplantae; Streptophyta; Magnoliopsida; Solanales; Convolvulaceae
Product: cysteine-rich receptor-like protein kinase 6
Exons: 5
Coding region: 1-921 (306 amino acids)
Biological process (GO): protein phosphorylation
Molecular function (GO): protein binding; ATP binding; protein kinase activity
Source: RefSeq, a predicted model, not a curated record